AUGACCAUGGUCUGUGGCUGCGCGUACCUGUACGCGGUGCUGGACGUGCCGACGCUCGAGUUCCACGAGCUCAAGCACUCGGUCUUCCCGUCGGCGUCCUUCCAGACCCGUCGGGGAUUCAGCAGCGUGCUGCGGUGGCUCGAGAGCUUGAACUCCAGCGAAGACCUGGCGGUGCUCGCACAACUGCUGACACAGGCACGACUCCAAGCUGCUGGCACGUCCGAGCCCAGCUUCGCUGCGCGGGUGGCGUCGGCUGCGUCGUCCGAGAGUCUCCAGCAUCUGUCCAAGCUUGGGCUGCAGUGCGGCCUCGUGAUCUUCCUGUACCGCCGACGAGUGCUCUCCAAGACGCGCACCAUCCCGACCUUGUGCCUCUGCAUCCUGAGCUUGAUCUGCUGGAAGAUGGCCCAGACGUGUCUGCACGAGGUGCUGUCGCCGUUCCGCUCUUCGACUGGCUCGGGGUUCCAGGCUGCGGCUUCGCAGGCCAAGCCACUUGCUCUUCAGGACUCGCGAGACGAAGUCGCUGCCUCGUUCCUCAACGCUCUCUUUGUGGCGAGAUACAGCUCAGUCUGCAUCACCAACGCGAUCUUCGGGCGCGCGUACCAAGUGCAUUUCUGCGAGCCGUGGCCGACCAAGUGGAAGCGCGUCCCGGGAUACCUGGGCUCAAAGAACCUCGUUCUCGGCACACUAUUCUUCGCUGCAGCCGGGGUCAGUGCCAUGAGCGUGUCUUCUCCAGCACUGCGAUCGCUAUGUGAGGCGGCGGGGUAUAUCGAACAACUUGCGCUUGGGAUCGCCUUCGGUCACUUCGUCUUCCUGUAUUUCCAGCCCACAUAUGACGACGCCGAAUCUCACAUCAAAGCAAAAAGCGAUUAA
This is a messenger RNA of Phytophthora sojae, 870 nucleotides long. RefSeq lists its product as hypothetical. The record is from RefSeq and is a predicted model, not a curated record. Lineage: Eukaryota; Oomycota; Peronosporomycetes; Peronosporales; Peronosporaceae. The coding region runs from base 1 to 870 and encodes 289 amino acids. The transcript has a single exon.